ACAAACAAAACAGUAAAAAGCGCUAUGAGUGAACUGAAACUUAAACCCCUAGAAGAUUCGAACCUUUACAAGCGCCGUACUACUUCGAAGGAGAAUUUACUCCAAACGGUAACAGUAUCUGCAAGCGAUACGAUACGUCUCCGUCCAGAUCUGGACGGGACAAGCUCGUAUAGCGGUGCUCCAGUCACUCCACGGCUCGCUAUGUCCAGUGGUUCGACUCAACCACCGACGACGACACACUCACCGAUGCACAAUUUCGUUUCGUAUCCACAAUAUCCCCAGCAGACGGAGAGUUAUUAUCAGCAACCGAAGACACCGAUAAGAAUGGCGAGUGGUGCUGGCGGAGGUGGUGGUGGACCACCACCAACCUAUUCCUCUAACCACGGUAUCCCGUCCAGCGCUGCGCUAGUGGGUCAGAAAAAUGUACAAUUUUUGCCGUCUGCUGCAAAUACCAGAAGUGUUAACGAUAGCAGUUCUACACAGCAACGUGGUUCGCCCGCAGUACCGUUCGAACGUCCGACCAAUCCACAAAGUGUUGUACCUCGCAAAGACGAGCACUCUAGAACGGCUGUACAACAACCGUCGCCUGGAACGUAUCAGAAUCUACCGGUCAUACCACCGGCAACACCGACCACACCGGGCAGAAGGAUGGAAUCUUGGGAACAGUUUGGCCGAUCGAACGUCCAAACGGUGGCGGCGGCUGGCGGUGUAACCACCGCCAACAACAUGUCGCUCGGCACCAUGCACUGCACCCGGUGUGACGAAGGGUUCGAACCGCACGAACGUAUCGUCAACUCGAACGGUCAGCUGUGGCAUACGCAAUGCUUUGUGUGCGCUCAAUGCUUCCGUCAGUUCCAGGAUGGCAUCUUUUACGAGUUCGAGGGACGCAAGUACUGCGAGAAGGAUUUCCACAUCCUGUUUGCACCAUGCUGCAACAAGUGCAACAACUUUGUUAUCGGGCGCGUCAUUAAAGCGAUGGCAGCGAACUGGCAUCCGCAGUGCUUUACCUGCGAACGGUGCAGCAUUCCGUUGGCCGAUUCGGGCUUCAUUCGCAACCAGAACCGUGCGCUCUGUCACGAUUGCAACCGGAAGGAGAAGGAGGUCGGUCUCGGGAAGCUAAUUUGCAACAAGUGCCAUGGCAUUAUCGAUGAUGCACCAUUACGCUUCCGAGGUGAAGUUUAUCACGGAUAUCAUUUCAACUGUACCGCGUGCGGUGCAGAACUGGACUCGUCGGCUCGGGAGGUGAAGAAUCGCAGUGGAUACGCGGCCAACGAUAUGAACGAGCUUUACUGCUUGCGGUGUCAUGAUCGUAUGGGGAUUCCGAUUUGUGGCGCCUGUCGACGUCCGAUCGAGGAACGGGUGGUGACCGCUUUGGGCAAGCACUGGCAUGUGGAGCACUUUGUGUGUGCCAAGUGUGAAAAGCCGUUCCUUGGCCACCGGCACUACGAGAAGCGUGGUAUGGCCUACUGUGAGACGCACUACCAUCAGCUGUUUGGUAAUUUGUGUUUCGUGUGCAAUCAAGUCAUCGCUGGUGAUGUUUUCACCGCCCUGAACAAGGCCUGGUGUGUUCAUCACUUCUCCUGUUCGAUUUGCGACCAGAAGCUCGACCAGAAGUCCAAAUUUUUCGAGUACGAUGAGAAGCCGGUCUGCAAGAAGUGUUACGAACGGUUCCCGAGCGAAUUACGCCGACGUUUGCGCAUUUCGCAUGAAAAUACGAUCAAAAAGCCUGUCCCGUAG
Anopheles maculipalpis is the source of this 1737-nucleotide messenger RNA. RefSeq names its product LIM and senescent cell antigen-like-containing domain protein 1 (gene stck). Gene Ontology annotation, biological process: cell-cell adhesion; cell-cell junction organization; positive regulation of substrate adhesion-dependent cell spreading. Lineage: Eukaryota; Metazoa; Arthropoda; Insecta; Diptera; Culicidae. The transcript is spliced from 6 exons. Gene Ontology annotation, cellular component: cell-cell junction; cytoplasm; focal adhesion. The coding region runs from base 25 to 1737 and encodes 570 amino acids. The record is from RefSeq and is a predicted model, not a curated record.